AUGGACACAACGAGCAGCUCUUCACGCCCAACUAAAGCCACCGUUGCGCCCAAGAACCCCUCACUCUCUUGGAGCACGCGCUGGCGUGAUACUGCCUGGUUGUCUCUCGGGACCCACACUGUAGUCGUAGUCCUUGGAUUCGUGCUUUUAGCUCCUCUCCUCGCACCCCACUUCCCUGACACGCUCCACGAAAUCUUCGACAGGACCCAGCAUUGGCGCACCUCUUCACCAAGCGUCACCCUCCGGAACCCACUCGUCUUUCAGGAGCAGCAGAUUUGUCCGAAACCCAAGCAGCACGUCGAAUUCAAGGGCACCUUCAACACGCGACCCGAACGCAGCAUGGCACUCGCCGACCAGGCCAAGCAGGUUGCUGCCGAGUUUGACUUUAAGCAAGAUGCCGUCAACAAGGCUGUCAAGGAGUUCAUCAGGGAGAUGGAUGAGGGUCUUCAGUCGGAAGGCACCGAGCUGAGCCAGAUCCCGACAUACGUCACAGCGGUUCCCAAUGGCACAGAAAAGGUACCAUUGCACACGAGAGAUGGCCUCUACAUGGCUGUCGACCUCGGCGGCACCAACUUCCGCGUCUGCUCCAUUCAGCUACACGGCAACACUACCUUCUCCCUCACGCAAAGCAAGGUCGCAAUUCCCCGCGAGCUCAUGGUCGCGAAGACUUCGAAAGAGCUGUUCUCCUUCCUCGCGAAGCAGAUCGAAUUGUUCCUCAAGGCACAUCACGAGGAGCACUAUGUUGGAACUCUGAAGCGCCGGGAGCUCGGAGGAGGCGAGAUUGCGGAAGAGGAGAUCUUCAACUUGGGAUUCACCUUCUCGUUCCCCGUCAACCAGAUUGGCAUAAACAAGGGCAUGUUAAUGCGCUGGACCAAGGGCUUCGACAUCCAGGACGCGGUCGGCAAGGACGUCUGCGCUUUGCUCCAGACGGAGAUUGACGAGCUACACCUUCCAGUUAAGGUCGCUGCUCUGGUGAAUGACACUGUAGGAACUCUCAUGGCGCGCUCUUACACCUCGCCCGGCAAGACUGGAACACUGCUCGGUGCGAUCUUCGGUACCGGAACCAACGGUGCCUACGUGGAGAAGCUGGACAGGGUUACCAAGCUCACAAAGGACAAGAAUGCAGGAGACUACGAUAAGUCAACGGGCGAGAUGAUUGUCAACACCGAAUGGGGCUCGUUCGACAACUCUCUGCGCACGCUACCAAACACGCCAUACGACGUCGAAUUGGACAAGAAGUCUGUCAACCCCGGCAUUCAAAUGUUCGAGAAGCGCGUCUCGGGAAUGUUCUUGGGCGAGUUACUGCGACUGGCUCUUCUCAAACUGAUCAAGGACCCAGCAGUCCCUCUGUUUGCCGACGACAACUCAGCAUCCAACGAUGUCCACAGCACCACACAGAUCCACGACGGCAGCUCGAUAUGGAAGCAAUGGGGCAUCGACACCAGCUUCCUGAGCGUGUGCGCCGGCGACACCAGCCCUGGUUACCGCAUGCUUCGCCAGACCCUCGACAAGGAGUACGAAAUCUCCGCCGUGAGCGCAGAGGACGCCGAGGCAGUGCGCGAAAUUGCCGUCGCCAUUGGCCGCCGUGCAGCGCGUCUCUCUGCUGUUGCCAUCGGCGCCAUCGUCAUCAACACUGGCCGCCUCAGCAAGACUGCUGGCGCUGCCACCACAGAGCAAAAGUCAGGCAUCGCGCCGGCCCGUGGCGAAGUCGAGGUUGCAGACGAAGAUGUGAUUGACGUCGGUGUUGACGGAUCGCUUGUCGAGUUUUACCCCAACUUUGAAGAGCACAUCCGCGAUGCGCUGCGUGGUAUUCCGGAAAUUGGCGAGCAGGGCGAGAAGAGGAUUAGGAUUGGAAUCGCAAAGGAUGGGUCGGGUGUGGGUGCGGCGCUGAUUGCCCUGGUGGCUGGCAAGGUGGCGAGUCCUGCGUGA
Parastagonospora nodorum SN15 is the source of this 1929-nucleotide messenger RNA. RefSeq lists its product as hypothetical. Gene Ontology annotation, molecular function: D-glucose binding; glucokinase activity; fructokinase activity. Gene Ontology annotation, cellular component: mitochondrion; cytosol. The transcript has 3 exons. The record is from RefSeq and is a predicted model, not a curated record. Gene Ontology annotation, biological process: glycolytic process; intracellular glucose homeostasis; glucose 6-phosphate metabolic process. Lineage: Eukaryota; Fungi; Ascomycota; Dothideomycetes; Pleosporales; Phaeosphaeriaceae. Bases 1 to 1929 code for a protein of 642 amino acids.